AACAGGAAGUACAUCUCAGCCAAUCAGCUUCUGCAAAGCGUCCUAAGCUGACGUCAGCCCGGUACCCAUGAACAACCGGUAGCGUUGAAGAUAGUAUGGUCUCCUGUUGUUUGUAGUUUUCUUCUUUUUAACGCCCCUGUCCAACGUGCAAACACCAUGACUUUCGAUGUUAGGAGAUUUGAUAUCUACAGGAAAGUGCCAAAAGAUCUCACCCAGCCAACAUACACAGGAGCUUUCAUUUCCAUCCUGUGCUGUGUCUUCAUACUCUUCCUCUUCCUGUCUGAGCUGACGGGAUUCAUAGCCACUGAAAUUGUAAAUGAACUGUAUGUGGAUGAUCCCGAUAAAGACAGUGGUGGGAAGAUAGAAGUGAGUUUAAACAUCAGUUUGCCAAACUUACACUGUGAUUUGGUGGGUUUGGACAUCCAAGAUGAGAUGGGACGCCAUGAGGUCGGUCACAUAGAGAACUCCAUGAAGAUUCCCCUCAACCAGGGUGAUGGUUGUCGCUUUGAGGGAGAGUUCACCAUCAACAAAGUACCGGGAAACUUCCACGUGUCGACACAUAGUGCCACAGCACAGCCUCAAAACCCUGACAUGACCCACACCAUCCACAAGCUUGCCUUUGGAGAAAAGCUCCAGGUACAGAAAGUCCAAGGAGCCUUUAAUGCUUUAGGAGGGGCAGACAAGAUGUCAUCUAACCCUCUUGCUUCACAUGACUACAUAUUGAAGAUUGUACCAACAGUGUAUGAAGACCUCUCAGGCAGACAGAGGUUCUCCUAUCAGUACACAGUAGCCAAUAAGGAAUAUGUUGCUUACAGCCACACGGGAAGAAUUAUCCCAGCGAUCUGGUUCAGGUACGAUCUCAGUCCGAUCACAGUGAAGUACACGGAGAGGAGACAGCCCCUCUACCGCUUCAUCACAACAAUUUGUGCCAUCAUCGGAGGGGCGUUCACAGUCGCGGGGAUCAUCGACUCCUGUAUUUUCACUGCUUCUGAGGCCUGGAAGAAGAUACAGAUUGGCAAAAUGUCAUGAUGACCGCUCCCCACCCCUCCUCACAUCUUAUUUAUAAGUGCAAAGUUGCUAGCCUGUUAGCUAAAUCCAGCCCGAAACGACCUCCUUCAGGAGAUUGUAUCACCUUGUCCAUAUAAGAGUCUCGGGCACUUGAUUUAACUACCAGGCUGCAGGGAUGCGUCUGUUUUAUUAAAGAUCCUCCUGGGCUCCUUCUGCUCCAGUGACGUGAGAAUGCUGACUAUCGCAUGUCGGCUUCCUCCGUCUUCAGUGUCAGGAGGGGAAAGGAGAGGAGACGAUAUCUUUUGUUACUGAGUCUGCCAGGGAUUCAUCCUGUAUCUUUUUUUUUUUUUUUUUUUUUUUUUUUUUUUUUGUUAAGGUUGCAGCUGGUAUUUUUAGAAUGACACGAAAGAAUAAUAAUAGAUAUCCACAUAUAUUCAAUCAAAGGAACAUUUUUAAAUCAUGGGUAUAGGAAAUGAUAUAAUUCAGGGAGUAAAUGGGAUCAAAACAGGAUCAUCUCAGCCGGAUGUGUUGUUAAAUUAGGAGACCAAUUUAGAUUUUUGGUCCUCGUUUGAAGGAAGUAUUGUCAGGGUUCAUAAAACGUGCAUAGGACGGGCCAAAAUCUAAAGCGUAGUGUGUACAAAUAGCAUUUUGUGUCAUGCAGCGUGGUCUGUCGUUUUUAUCUCCAGUAUUCCACCUGUGUGCCUUUUUGGCUUACUGUUAAACCGUACAGGAUCAUCACCAGCUCUCGUGUGUUUGUCAGCCUCUUUGUGCCACUGAAAGCUUUUCAGUUUCUCCUGCUUGUUUCAGUAUCGGUGCAGCAUUUAUCAUUGUUUACACUACAGUCUCUAUUUUCCACUUUAUUUCUACUCAGUCUCAGUGAUGGCAAAAAUAUAGUGAAUGUCUGUGGGUUGUUUUUUUUUUCUAUUCUAUUUUUGUUUAUUUACAUGGUAUAUGAUUUUUUUUUUAAAUGAAUUUUAGUGUGGUUUUAAUAAAGGUUUUUUUUUUCAAAGGGAUAAACC
Molecule: messenger RNA, 2027 nt
Organism: Oreochromis aureus
Lineage: Eukaryota; Metazoa; Chordata; Actinopteri; Cichliformes; Cichlidae
Gene: ergic1
Product: endoplasmic reticulum-golgi intermediate compartment 1
Exons: 10
Coding region: 157-1029 (290 amino acids)
Biological process (GO): endoplasmic reticulum to Golgi vesicle-mediated transport; retrograde vesicle-mediated transport, Golgi to endoplasmic reticulum
Cellular component (GO): Golgi membrane; endoplasmic reticulum membrane; endoplasmic reticulum
Source: RefSeq, a predicted model, not a curated record